CAAGGUUUUAGGUUGACAGCUGAUUCGACAAGCGAUUCUUUUUAAUCUGUGGCAUUCGCUCAGCGAGACGUGUGUGCUUUUUUCAAUUGAAUUUUCUCAAUAAAUGUGUGUGGAAAAUGGCAGAUUCCGAGGUAUUAAAAAAAUUGAAGGAUAUACCAUUUAAAAUCCAGACCGCAAGUUUGAAAGAACGACGUGAGGUUGUUGAAGAAAUUAGGAAUGUGUUAUCAACACCGGGUAUUACAGAGCCAGCAGUGCGAUUUGUAUGUCGCCUGCUGGUCCUCACGCUACACCGCUACAGGGACUCCACCUCCCAGUCAUAUAUCAAGAGCUUGGUGGCCUACCUUGCUACCACCCACAGAGAAUGGACCCUCAAAGCUCUGUUGCCUGUUUUGCUUGAAAUAUCAGAGCAGCUGAAGAACACAGCAUCAUCAAAGAGCAUUUGCCAAAGUGGACUGUAUGCUCUGCGGUGGUCCACAGUUCUCAUAGAAGGUGCAAUAAAGGCAUCAGAAGAAAAUGGUGUGGACUACAAUACCCUUGUGAUAUCCCAGGCUAAUCUGCUUGCUGCUAUUACUGCAUAUGGGGACCAUAGAAAGAGUGAUAAGGCAUAUUCUAUGUUACACACAACUUGGGUAACAAUUGGCAAAGCGAAAUUAUCCAAGUGGAUUGAGGUGCUACUUGCAACACCACCAGACUCUGGUCCUCAGAUCUGUGUGACAUUCUCUAUUCUGUGCCGACAUCUACAACAAAUAGGAGAAGGGGAGACCAUUGAAAAACACAAGACCAAGAUGCUGGAAAGUUUUACCAAGAGUAUAAUCAGCGUCAAAUCUCGACCAAACGCGAAUUACAUCAAGGGUUGUCACGACUUGCUGAGUCAACUUAAUUCCGGGGAUGUCCGCGAUGCACUGUUGCCAGCGUUACACAAGGCCAUGUUGCGCAGUCCUGAGACUAUCGUGCAGGCGGUAGGACAGGUGUUCGCCAGCCUGAAUGUGGAAUUAGAUGGAUUGGCUGUAGACAUUGGCAAAAGUCUAAUCGUGAACCUGCACUCGAAGGACGAGUGGGUGCGCGGCGAGGCGCUGCGCGCGCUGGAGCGCCUGGCCGCGCGCUGCUGCCACGCCGCCGCCGCGCGCGCCUUGCUCGCGCACGCAUUCGCCGAGUACAACGGAGCCAGCGGGAAGCUCACCUCCAGCGAGGACAAGAUCGCCGUGCUCAACGGUGUGGGCUGCCUGCGCGCUCUGCCGGUGCAUGGCGCGGAGCGGGUGGCGCUCUUCAACGAGGUGGCGAGUCAGCUGGCGCGGGUACUGGACAGCGAGUCCCACGAGCGCACCCUGUGCGUGGCACUCGACACGUUACAGCGGUGGACCGCAGGGCUCGGGACCACGCUGCCUGAUAAGUUACUCGAUAUAUUUAAGAAGAACCUGUCGGCGAAGAGCACGACGCAGGCGGUGCGCACGAUGUACAUGAGCAUGGUGGCGGCGGGCGUGCGGGCCUGCGGCGCCAGCCCCGCGCAGGCCGCCGCGCUGCAGCCCGUGCUCAGCAAGGCGGUCGACAAGGCGGCCCAGCAGCCCUUGCAGCACCUGGUGGUGAGCGAGGGUAUCUGCGCCAUGCUGGGGCUGGUGCAGCUGGAGGCGGGCGGCAGCGGGCAGUGGGCGGCGCUGGCGCACGUGCUGCUGCACGACCGCGUGCUGGCCGCCGCCGGCGACGAAGUCCUAAUGCAGGUGGUGUUGCUAUGCAGAACAGUGUUGGAAAACUACCAAAGUGUUGCCAGCGAACAAAACUCGCCGGUUUACAGAGCAUUCGUGUUAGUACUGUUAUCGCCGAUCAAGACUGUUCGUACUUCCGCAGUAGAGGAAGUUAAGGCUCUACUCGCUAAAGAAGACAGGGUUCUAAUAGCUAGGAAUUUAGCACUCAAAUUGAAUGAAGUUCUAGAAGAAGGAAAAGUGUUCAGUGGCAAAGAAAAGACACCAACGGACGAAAAAGGAGCUGGCGAAGUCACUGGAAAGAUGAUCUUAGAUUGUGUCCAGGCACUGUGUUCAUUUAAAGGUUACCCAGAGAAGGACUCUCAAGACUUGGCCCUAUCAGUCCUGCCAAGCUGUCACCACCCAUUAGCUGUGGCAGUGAACCAACAUGCGUGGGUGAAGCUGGUCAACUACCUCGGACACGACCCCAGAAAGUUGGUCAGCCUGUACUCUAACAAUCUCAAGAACAAGUAUAUUGUGGACUUUGUGCCUAAUGAUACCAACACUAACGUGGUGGCGACGCUGGUGCGAGUGAGCCCGGACGUGGCGGGCAGCGCGGCGCUGGCGGCGGCGCUGGCCGUGCUCAGCGAGCCCGGCCUACUGCGCGUCACGCGCGACGAGUACUUCACGUACCUCACGCCGCCCGGGGAACUCUACGACAAGAGUGCAGUGCCGGGUAAUGAAGAUAAUAAGGAGAUGAAUUUGAAACGUGAGAGCAAGGCGUACAGCUACAAGGAGCAGUUAGAGGAGCUGCAACUACGACGGGAGUUGGAGGAGAAGAACAAGAGAGAGGGCAAGGUUAAAGAGGUGCCUCUAUCAGCUAAACAGAAAGAAGCUAUCAAAGCGCAAUUGGCAAAGGAGAGUGCAAUAAGAGAAAGACUGACAGCGCUGAACGCGCGCGUGGUGGGCGCGGAGCGGCUGGUGCGCGGCGUGCAGCGCGGCGCGGGCGCGGCGCUGUGUCGCGGCGCGCGCCGCCUGCUGCCCGCCCUGCUGGCCGCGCUGCGCAGCCCGCUGGCGGCGCCGCGUCUGGCCGACGUCUACCGCGCGCUGCGCCCCGCGCUGCUGCCGCGCCACGCCGCGCUCGGGGACCUCAUCGCGCGUCUCACGCUGCGGCUCCAUAAGCCGCAGUGUGACCUGGAGCCUAGCUGGGAGGACAACGAGCUGGACGCGGCCACCGCGCGCACCAUCAAUCAGAUAUAUGCUAUCACUUGCACUAAACCUAGUGAAGGUGACGAGGAUGCACCGCAGAAGAUCAACCACUUUACCGCACCAGGGUUCUGUUACGCUUUCCCACUGCUUAAACUUGGUCUGUCGAACUCCGCGCUGUGGUCGGACGAGCAGACGAUGCUGAACGGGCUGGCCAUCAUAGAGCAGCACGCGGCGCUGCGCCUCGACUCCGACAUGAUGCACCCCGCGCUGUUCCCCAUCGACCACAUAUUCCGGCUGCUCAUCGACCUCAUCAGCAGCACGAGUGGGCGCGUGCAGGCGGCGUGCACCGUGGCGCUGCUGGAGACGGCGCAGUGCGCCGCGCGCGCCACGCUCUCCCUCGACGACGUCACCUGUCUGCUGGCCGGCCUGCAGAGCCCGCUCGAGGUGGUGCGCGACGCGGCGCUGCGCGCGCUGCUGCGCGUGCUGGGCACGCUGCCCGCGCUGCUGGAGGACCCGCAGCACGCGCUCGACCUCACCAAGCGACUGCUCGUCGCCACCUUCGAUGUCGCCGACGACAACAGGAAGCUGGCGGAAGAAUUGUGGUCUCAGUUGCCGCUGGCGCAGCAGUGGAGCCGCGAGCCUGAGCUGGUAGAGCUCCUCCUGGAGGAGGUGCAGCACCCCGCCGAGCCCGUCCAGCGCGCCGCCGCCGCCGCGCUGGCGCACCUCGUGCAGCGCUCCGCUGACUCCGGCGCCGUGCACCACGUGCUGCAGCGUCUGCAGGAUAUCUACACUGAGCGCCUGCCGAUGAUCCCCGCCCGGCUGGACCAGUUCGGGCACGUGGUGGAGGCGGCGGUGGACGCGUGGGGCGCGCGGCGCGGCGUGGCGCUGGCGCUGCGCGCGCUGGCGCCGCAGCUGCCGGCGGGGGCGGUGCCGCCCGCCAUGCGCUUCUUCGUGGAGCGCGCGCUGCCCGACCGCAGCGACCCCGUGCGCGCCGAGAUGCUCAACGCCGCCAUGGCCAUCGUCGACCUACACGGGAAGGAGACCCUCAGCAGCCAGUUGCCAGUGUUCGAGAACUUCCUGGAUAAGGCGCCCAAGUCGGGCGGCUACGACGCGGUGCGGCAGUGCGUGGUCCUGUUGGUGGGGUCUCUGGCGCGCCACCUGGAGCCCGACGACGCGCGCAUCAAGCCCAUCACGCUGCGCCUCGUGGCCGCGCUGUCCACGCCGAGCCAGCAGGUACAAGAAGCAGUGAGUAACUGCCUGCCCCACUUAGUCAGCUCUCCAGCACUAGAAGACGAAAUUCCGACCAUCAUGAACAAACUGAUGAAACAAUUACUCACUGCAGAGAAAUACGGAGACAGAAAAGGCGCAGCGUACGGUAUCGCCGGCAUCAUCAAAGGCCUCGGCAUCUUGUCUCUGAAGCAACUCGACGUGAUGGGCAAGCUCACUGAGGCCAUCCAGGAGAAGAAGAAUUUUAAAUAUAGAGAAGGCGCCCUGUUCGGGUUCGAGAUGCUGUGCUACAAGCUGGGCCGGCUGUUCGAGCCCUACAUCGUGCACGUGCUGCCGCAUCUGCUGCUGUGCUUCGGCGACUCGUCGCAGUACGUGCGCGCCGCCGCCGACGACACCGCCAAGCUCAUCAUGAGCAAGCUCAGCGCGCACGGCGUCAAGCUCGUGCUGCCCUCGCUGCUGCAGGCGCUGCAGGACGACAACUGGCGCACCAAGGCCGGUUCCAUCGAACUGUUGGGCGCGAUGGCGUACUGCGCGCCGAAGCAGCUGUCGUCGUGCCUGCCGUCCAUCGUGCCCAAGCUCAUCGAGGUGCUCAGCGACUCGCACAUGCGCGUGCAGGAGGCCGGCGCCGAGGCGCUCGGCGUCAUCGGAUCCGUUAUCAGAAACCCCGAGAUUCAAGCAAUCGUGCCGGUGCUUCUGGAGGCCCUACAGGACCCGUCCAACAAGACGUCGGCUUGCCUGCAGACCCUGCUGGACACCAAGUUCGUGCACUUCAUCGACGCGCCGUCGCUGGCCCUCAUCAUGCCGGUAGUGCAACGCGCCUUCCUCGACCGCAGCACCGAGACCCGCAAGAUGGCGGCGCAGAUCAUCGGCAACAUGUACUCCCUCACAGACCAGAAGGACCUCAUGCCCUACCUGCCCAACAUCAUACCCGGUCUCAAGAGCUCCCUGCUCGACCCUGUGCCUGAGGUGCGCUCAGUGUCGGCGCGGGCGCUUGGCGCCAUGGUGAAAGGUAUGGGAGAGAGUAGCUUCGAGGAGCUACUCCCAUGGCUCAUGCACACCCUCACCUCGGAGUCUAGCUCCGUAGACCGCUCAGGGGCCGCGCAAGGACUGUCCGAGGUCGUCGCCGGCCUUGGCGUGCACAAACUGCAUAAAAUCAUGCCAGAUAUAAUCGCGACGGCGGAGCGCACAGACAUCGCGCCACACGUGAAGGACGGCUACAUCAUGAUGUUCAUCUACAUGCCCGGGGCCUUCACGGACGAGUUCCUGCCCUACAUCGGGCAAAUCAUCAACCCCAUCCUCAAGGCGCUCGCCGACGAGAACGAGUACGUCAGGGAGACCGCGCUCAAAGCGGGCCAGAGGAUUGUCAACCUGUACGCCGAGUCCGCCAUCACGCUACUAUUGCCCGAGCUCGAGAAGGGACUAUUCGAUGACAACUGGCGCAUCAGAUAUAGCUCGGUACAACUCUUGGGAGAUCUACUCUACCGUAUCUCGGGAGUUUCUGGAAAGAUGAGCACGGAGACUGCUUCAGAAGACGAUAACUUUGGUACGGAGCAUUCACACAAGGCGAUCAUUAACGCCCUCGGCCCUGAGCGGAGGAAUCGCGUACUGGCUGGUCUGUACAUGGGCAGAAGUGACGUGGCCUUGAUGGUGCGCCAGGCUGCGCUGCAUGUCUGGAAGGUGGUGGUGACCAACACCCCGAAGACGCUGCGCGAGAUCCUGCCGACGCUGUUCGGUCUGUUGCUGGGCUGCCUCGCCUCCACCAGCUACGACAAGCGGCAGGUCGCCGCCAGGACCCUGGGAGACCUCGUGCGCAAGCUGGGCGAGCGAGUGCUGCCGGAGAUAGUGCCCAUCCUAGAGCGGGGGCUGCGCUCGGAGCGCGCGGACCAGCGCCAGGGCGUGUGCAUCGGGCUGGGGGAGAUCCUGGCGUCCACGUCGCGGGACGCCGUGCUCAGCUUCGCGGACGGGCUCGUGCCCACCGUGCGCACCGCGCUGUGCGACCCGCUCCCCGAGGUGCGCAUGGCGGCCGCGCGGACCUUCGACAGCCUGCACGCCACCAUCGGGAACAAGGCUCUGGACGACAUCCUGCCGCAGAUGCUGGAGGGACUCAAGGACCCCGACCCUGAGAUAGCGGAGGCCACGCUCGACGGUCUCAAACAGGUGAUGGCCAUCAAGUCGCGCGCCGUGCUGCCGUACCUGGUGCCGGUGCUGACGGCGGGCGGCGCGGGCGGCGCCGUGGACACGCGCGCGCUGUCGGCGCUGGCGGCGGGCGCGGGCGCGGCGCUGGCGCGCCAUCUGCCGCGCGUGCUGCCGGCGCUGCUGUCGGCGCUGGUGGCGGCGCACGGCGGCCCGGACGAGGCGCGCGAGCUCGACCACUGCCGGGACGCGCUGCUGCCCGUCGUCGACCCGCCCGGCGUGCGCAGCAUCAUCGACACCCUGCUGGAGACGAUCCGCAGCGGGACGGCGGCGCGGCAGCGCGCGGCGGCGGCGCUGCUGUGCGCGUACGUGUCGCACUCGCGCGCGGAGCUGGCGCCGCACGUGGCGCAGCUCAUCCGCGGCCUCGUGCUGCUGCUGGCCGCCGCCGAGCGCGACGUGCAGCUCAUGGCGUGGGAGGCGCUGGCCGCGCUCACCAAGUCGCUGGACCCCGAGCGCCAGAUCGCGCACGUGUCCGACGUGCGCCAGGCCGUGCGCUACGCCGCCGCAGACCUCAAGCCCGACCAGCUGCUGCCCGGCUUCUGCCUGCCCAAGGGCUUGGCUCCGAUUCUGCCGCUGUUCCGAGAGUCGAUACUGAACGGUCUACCUGAAGACAAGGAGAACGCUGCACUUAUGUUGGGCGAGAUCAUCAGACUUACUUCUGCUGCCGCCAUCCAACCUUCCGUAGUGCAUAUCACGGGGCCGCUCAUACGUAUCUUGGGAGACAGGUUCAACUCCAGUGUGAAAGCAGCCGUACUCGAGACAUUGGCCACUUUACUCACGAAGGUGGGAGUGAUGCUGAAGCAGUUCUUGCCGCAACUGCAGACGACGUUCCUGAAGGCACUGAACGACCCGAACAGGCCCGUGCGCAUCAAGGCGUGCCUGGCGCUGUCGCAGCUCGUGGUCAUACACUCGCGGGCUGAUCCUCUCUUCUUGGAAAUGCACAACACCAUGAAGAACGUGGAGGACCCGCUUAUUAAGGAGACCAUGCUGCAGGCCUUGCGAGGCGUCAUAUCCGCCGGCGGCGACAAGAUGACUGCCACCACUGCGCUGGCCAUCCUGCCCACGCUGAGCAGCCCCGCGCUGCUGGCGCACCCCGAGGACCCGCCGCGCUCGCAGGCGGCGGGCUGCCUGGGCGCGCUGCUGCACUGCCUGCCCGCGGCGCAGCAGGACGCGGCGCUGGCGCACCACGUGCUGGCGCCCAGCGAGCCCGAGCUGCUGGCGCACGGCCGCUCCACCGCGCUCUUCGUGGCCCUCAAGGAGACGCCGCACAUCGUCUACAAGGACGAGGAAAAGGUGGACAAGGCGCUGCUGGCGCUGCUGGCCAGCGACAAGGUGUCCAUCGCCUGCAACGGCAUCCGCGCCAUGGGCUACCUGAUGCGGCAUCUGCUCAAGGAAGGCCGCCCCGUGCCCCCCGCCAUACUCUCGCAGUUUGUCAGAAGUAUGAACCACCCAAGCAACGAAGUGAAGCAACUGAUGGCCCGCGCGGCCACGAUGCUGGGCCGCGAGGCGGAGCUCAGCGCUAGCGGACCCAGCGCUGAGCUGCUGCGGGCGCUGCUGCCGGCGCUAGUCAACGGCACCAAGGAGAAGAACACCUACGUCAGGGCCAACGCCGAGAUAGCGCUGCGCGCCGUGCUACGAUUGCCGCAAGAUGAACAGUUCCACCUGCAAUGCAUGGCGUUACUAGAAGAAGGCGCGCGGGAGGCGCUGGGCGACGUGGUGGCGCGAGUGCUGCGCCGCAAUAUUGCCGACGGACGCGACGAGGACCUCGACUGCACGCUACUUACCUGAGACCUACAUACUACUACGCCCCCGCGUCCUGGACCUCACACUUAUACUACUUUUAAUUUGUUAUACAACUUCUUACUUGUUUCCUUAAUCCUUGUAAAUAUCUGCCAGUCACUUGUAUGUGCUGUUAUUUUUUAUAAAAAAUAAAUUAAUGAAUAUUUUAUAAAAUUUUUACUAAACUAGACCUAUUAAUUUUAAAAAUACCAUUUUUAUUAUAAUGUAUAAAUAUUAGCUAAACAAAUUGAGAUGUUACUCCCAUUCCAUUUGUGUAGCUACAUGAGAAAAUGAAUUUAUUACCUAAUAUGUCUGUCAACAAUACUAACCAAUAUAAAAAUGACUGAGUAAUAUUAGUGCAAUACCCACCCAGGGAAUGAAACAAAAUGAGAGUGGUAAUAAAUUAAUUACUAUAAAAUGGCAAUGAACUGUAUUUGUUUAAUAAAGUACAAUAAAAUCAAAUAACAAUAAGUGGUAACCCAAAAUUCAAUUACACUAUUGAUAGCAUUCCAUAUUAUUUAUCUACAUACAAACACAGAUUGAAUUUCCUAAUAUGAAAUCAUGCUGAAUUGUUAUCUCUGUAAUAACAAAACAUAAAUGUAUCAAACUGAAUAAACUACACUACUUAUCAUAUGACUUUAUCUCAUACCAUACCAAACCAGUUUGAUUAAAAUAAUUAAUCCAUCAGAUUCUACAAAACAUAAAAUUUACUCGAUUAUUGUAUUAAACCAAGGUUGUAUAAUACUUAUGCAUAUUUGUUCUCUUACAUACAAUAGAAGAAUAGGAAUGUUACAUAAAUAUGAAAUCUUAACAUAGAAAAUCACAAUACUAUCUGAAAAGAACUACAACUCCUUAUCUUUAUUCUUUUUUGUAAAACCUCUUUCCUGGAUCAAUUCAUUGCAUUGCUGGCGAGUCAGUUGCGACAAUGGAAGACGUUCUAACUCUCGGUCAUUUUCUCCAAGUAGGACCAACUCCGGUGGAGCUCCACUGAUAAAAUUAACUUCCACACGCUCAUAAUUAGGAGCAUCAUCCAUCACAAAUCUUUUGACCUCCGGUAAACGAUUUAAUGAGCACCCUCUGCAAGUCUAAAAUAUAAUAAAAUAGUUAUUAAACAGAACCAAGCACUCUUACUUAAAUAGUGUAAGUAGAUAGGGGUUGACACUUGUGUAGCUAACCUCAAUUCUUGCAGAAACAAUAUCUGAAUUCUCGUAAGCAAAACUUGUAGCUAAAAUAGCACAAAUAGCUAGCAAUGUAAACUUCAUAUCGAUAAAAUUAGAUGUUUCUACUUAGUCACGCAGAAUUUGACUGAAUUUGGUAAGCGAUUAUUGCUCUUUUAAUAUAUAGAAAAUUGAAAUUCUAGCUAGGGGACGACGAAACGUCAAUAAUGACAUGACAGUCAUGCAUGAC
Molecule: messenger RNA, 9491 nt
Organism: Spodoptera exigua (beet armyworm)
Lineage: Eukaryota; Metazoa; Arthropoda; Insecta; Lepidoptera; Noctuidae
Source: the annotation of a GenBank genome assembly